AUGCAGACGACUCUUGCUCUGGUCUUUUUGGGCCUGCUCAAUGUCGCCUAUUCGUCUUCCACACGCGUACAUCUCCGUGACUGCAAACCCGGCAAACUGGUUUGCCAUGGUGAGAGCCAGUAUGGUCUCUGUGACAUUGACAACACUGUUAGCUUCAUGGAUACUGCGGAGGGCACUAGCUGUGUCUGUUCUGGUACUGAAUGCAGUAUAACCUUCACCGCCGGGUAUACUGAGACACCGGCUCUUCCAUCAUCUCAGUCAGAUCCUGGCCCUGAUGCGCCUACACAGACGAACCGACAGACGUCGUUGGUGUCCGCUUCCAAAUUCUCCGACGCGUCUGCUGCUACAUCUGGUUCUGUUUGUUCAGCCGGCAUCUCCGAGAGCAGCCCCGUUGAUGCAAGCGUUGCGAAUGCACAGCCGCUCUCUAAAACUAGUGUGCCUGCCUCCGUCUCUACCUCCUCCAAGCCCGAUGCGGACUCCGGUACAAACACAGGUGGAAUCAGUGGAGGCAGGACUUAUAUCAAGACAUUUUUAGGAAACGGUGAGCCGACCUCAGGCUGGCCAGCGCAAUGGAUAGGCUUCGAUAGCAUGUGGAUGAACAACUUGGACAAUGUCAUUUCCCAAUCGUGCAACGCCUUUAGACAGGCUAACAACUCGGCCUUAGAGAGCGCGGACGUCAAAUCUGCUAUUGAGAAUGUUGCUCAGUCGUCUGGUGUCGACAAGCGCUUUAUUCUUGCCAUUGCCUUGCAGGAGUCAGGAUGCUGCGUGCGCGCUCCCACCACCAACGGUGGCGUUAAUAACCCUGGAAUCAUGCAGUCGCAUGACGGCACCCACUCUUGCUACAACAAAGAGCGCUGCCCCAAAGAUAGCAUUCAAGGUAUGAUUGCGGAUGGCGUCACAGGUACCCCUUCCGGUGACGGCCUCGCACAAAUCUUGAGCAAAGUUGGCAGCAGUGACGUCUCGCGCUACUACAAAGCCGCACGCAUAUACAACUCGGGUUCCAUCGCCCCAAGCGGCCUCCUCGAGGAUGGCGGCUCCACGCACUGCUACGCCAGCGACAUUGCCAACCGUCUCAUUGGCUGGUCUGACGGCCCCAAAGGCUGCAGGAUCAGCUAA
Beauveria bassiana ARSEF 2860 is the source of this 1116-nucleotide messenger RNA. RefSeq names its product exo-beta-1,3-glucanase, putative. Lineage: Eukaryota; Fungi; Ascomycota; Sordariomycetes; Hypocreales; Cordycipitaceae. The record is from RefSeq and is a predicted model, not a curated record. Bases 1 to 1116 code for a protein of 371 amino acids. The transcript has a single exon.